Messenger RNA from Nerophis lumbriciformis (worm pipefish), 1755 nucleotides. RefSeq names its product solute carrier family 41 member 1-like. Lineage: Eukaryota; Metazoa; Chordata; Actinopteri; Syngnathiformes; Syngnathidae. Gene Ontology annotation, biological process: monoatomic cation transport. The record is from RefSeq and is a predicted model, not a curated record. Gene Ontology annotation, cellular component: plasma membrane. Gene Ontology annotation, molecular function: monoatomic cation transmembrane transporter activity.
UCUGAGGUGGUAGUUGGUGAAAAAGAAGUGAUAUAGAGAGUACAGAAGUAUUCCCUCCUCCUUAGUGGAGAUAACACUAAAGAGUGACUCGUCAUAGAAGAGUCCAUGCAGGGGGACAGAGCUGAUCUUUGGACUUUCAGUUUGCAACACAAAGUUGGCACGCCGGCCAUCGCCACGCUGCGGAAAUAAUCUCAAGUCACGAUGCUGCUUGAGGGGAAGUUCAGAGAAUCCUCCAGAAUCAUCUGCCUUCAGGUGAUGCCUACGUACGUGCUGGCCGGGGUCGGCAUGGUGACGGCCGGCAUGCUGCUGGACCGAGUGCAGCACUGGGCUGUGUUUCAAGAGAUCUCCGAGGUGUUUAUCUUGGUUCCAGCUCUAGUGGGGCUGAAGGGGAAUCUGGAGAUGACGCUGGCAUCCAGACUGUCAACAGCAGCCAACACCGGGCAGCUGGAGGAGCCUCAGCAGCUGUGGAAGACAGUUAGCUGUAAUCUGGCUCUCAUUCAGGUCCAGGCUACAGUUGUUGGCUUCCUGGCAGCCGUGGCGGCAGUGAGUCUCGGAGUUGUGAGCAGAGGGAAAGUCGACGUUCUUCACGCUGCCAUCUUGUGUGUCAGCAGCGUCACCACCGCCUUCGUGGCCGCGCUAACUCUCGGUCUGGUGAUGGUGGCGGUGAUCGUGUGCUCCAGGAGAGUGGGCGUCAACCCAGAUAACGUAGCCACGCCCAUCGCUGCGAGCCUGGGUGACCUCAUCACUUUGUCUUUGCUGGCAGGGAUCAGCAGCUUCUUCCUGUGCUACAGAGACAUGUGGUACCUACCUCCUGCAGUGUGUGGCUUCUUCCUGCUUCUGGUGCCGGUCUGUGUGCUCGUCGCCCGCCAGUCUCCGCCCGUCACAGAGGUCUUGAGGUCAGGCUGGCAGCCGGUGAUCUUGGCCAUGUCCAUCAGCAGUAUUGGUGGUCUGAUCCUGGAUAGGACAGUGAGCGAUCCAAACUUUGAGGGGAUGGCAGUGUUUACACCCGUCAUCAAUGGUGUGGGAGGCAAUCUGGUCGCCAUCCAAGCCAGCAGGAUGUCUACCUACCUGCACUGUUGGAGUGUUCCUGGAGCUCUGCCGUUCAAAAUGACCAUGAAGUGUCCAGGACCUGGUGGUACCUUCUGCUCCUCAGAUGUGAAUUCCAAAUCAGCCAGAGUCCUCGUCAUCCUUGUAGUCCCCGGUCACCUGCUCUUCUUAUACAUGAUCCACCUUCUACAGGCCGGACACACGGCCAUGACGGCCACCUUCAUCGCCUGCUACCUGUCCGCAGCUCUGCUUCAGGUGGUGAUUCUGCUGCACGCGGCCAACGUGAUGGUGAGGUGGCUGUGGCAACGGGGCUUGGACCCGGACAACUUCUCCAUCCCUUACCUGACAGCUCUGGGGGACCUGCUGGGAACAGGUUUCUUGGCCCUGAGCUUCAGACUGAUUUGGAAGAUCAGCUUGUGAGAGCCUUGGAAUUGGACAGACCGGGACUCGAAGGCCCAUGCAAGACUUGAGAGGUUCUACUUCCGGGUUUUUAGUGUCAUGAUGCCAGUUCUUUGCAGGAUUCAGUGCAUCCGGAAUGUAUUCACAGCGCUUCACUUUCUGUCAUGUCACAGCCUUAUUCCAAAAUGGAAUAAAUUCAUUUUUUUUGUCCUCAAAAUUCUACACACAAUACCCUAUAAUGACAAUAUGAAAUGUUGUAUUUAUUUGUGCACAUUUAUUAAAACUAAAAAAGGCACUAGAACCUGUAAU